Loxodonta africana (African savanna elephant) is the source of this 3561-nucleotide messenger RNA. It is a transcript of the gene PLEKHF1, whose product is annotated as pleckstrin homology and FYVE domain containing 1. Lineage: Eukaryota; Metazoa; Chordata; Mammalia; Proboscidea; Elephantidae. The transcript has 2 exons. The record is from RefSeq and is a predicted model, not a curated record. Gene Ontology annotation, biological process: positive regulation of autophagy; endosome organization; positive regulation of intrinsic apoptotic signaling pathway. Gene Ontology annotation, cellular component: lysosome; early endosome. Gene Ontology annotation, molecular function: metal ion binding; phosphatidylinositol binding. The coding region runs from base 1635 to 2474 and encodes 279 amino acids.
GGGAGAGCAGGUGGGGCUCCGUGGCCGAGGCGGGGCCCCUGGGCGGAGGGUCGGGAGAAGUCCCUGGGCGCUGCGCCCUGGGGCUGCAGGGAUCUCAGCUCACCGGUUGUUGGGUGAUGUUUCGGGGAGUCAUGGCCUCACACCUCUGUCUGAACCUCAGUGAUUGGUCCCAAUCUGCGGGGUCUGGAGUCGUGGGCUGGGACCACUGCCCGCCUGUGGGGAGAAAAUGGGGGUCGGCAGCGCUUUCUGGGUGGCUCCGCCCUCUUUGGCCUAUUUCUUUUGGGGACCGCUUGGCCCCGAAGCGCGUUCGAGUUAAUGACCCGUGGUGGGAACCGUCAGGGGAAACGGCCAAGCUCAAUUUCCCAUGUCGCAGAGGAAAUAACUGAGGCCGACCCAGGGAGAGAUGGUAGUUGCUUCCCAACCCUCCAGCCUGGGUUAUUCGCAUCCCGGACAAUGGGCGAAUUUCCUGGAACCCCCUUCCCUUUCUCUCUUCAAAUACCCGCAGAGAGGUGUCGGUAGCAGCCCUUGCAGGUGGGAAAACUCCCAGUUACUGCAGAACUUGGUCUUCAUAGCCCAAAGGAAAUAUUUGUUUGGAAUUUUGAACAAAACUAUUAUCUCAUCACCAGAGAAUCAGAGGCCAGAGAGUCCCAGAUACUCUCCCAGGCAAGCCCUGGAACAGCACCGAUUCCCUGGGACAAGUGACCAGAGCUGGCUGGUGUGAUCUCUCACAGUCUUGGCCUCCUGGAGAGACCAACAGCCCUCCUCAGCCCCCAGUUCCAAGCCGGAGGGGCUUAGAGAGGGUUUAUGGCGGAGUCCUGCAGGCUGAGAGGUGACCCUUCUCUGGCUUUGGCCCCACAUCCCUGCACAUGUCAGCCCUCAGUGGUGCCAAGGCUGGCAGGCGAGGCCGCCCAGAUGAGCUGAGGGUCCUGCACACCCCAGCCCACCACAGGGAAUGAAGCGUAGCUUGGCCAGUGUGGCCUGGGGCAGGUCAGCCCAGUCAAACUAAUAGACUUGCCCAGGCCAUCUCAAGGGGCCUGUGGCCUGGAGAGGGGCCCGACCCACUGGGUUUGAGGAUUCCUGACUUUGUUUUUGGUCAAGAGCAGGCUUCAGUAGCUUAUGAUUAGUUUGGAGCCUGGCUUCUGGCUCACUCAGCCAGGUCCUUGGGCAGUGACUUUGAAACUGGUGAUGGUAUUUUCCUCAAGGGGCUUUUCUGAGAAUUAAAUCAGAUAAUACUUGUAAUGCGCUCAAGUCUUGUGCCUGGAGGGCCAAGAGCUCUAGGGGGAAGUGGCACCCCUGUGGGUUAUUUUUCUUGUUACUGUUACAUUCAGCCCCAUGGCCCAGCCCUGCCCAUCGGGGGAAGCUGAAGGGUGGGGCUGGCCCCUGGAUUCAGCUUUUCUCUGUGACCUUGGGCCAGGUAUUACGUCCCUCUCUGAUGACCAGUGUCCCUACAUGUAACUCAAGGGGAAGGUGGAUCAGAGCACUCCUCUCAGCUCCAUCUUUCUAAGGCUCCUACGUUGAGGCACCCAGCAUCUCUCUGCAGAUCCCAAAGGCCGUGUUCCGAGUUCAGGAGAGGAGAGGACAUGUUCCACCAGGACAAAGCCCUGUGUGGGUCACUGGCCCAUUAGCCCGCAGAGAUGGUGGACCACCUGGCAAACACGGAAAUCAACAGCCAGCGGAUCGCGGCCGUGGAGAGCUGCUUUGGGACGUCAGGGCAGCCGCUGGCCCUGCCAGGCCGCGUGCUGCUGGGCGAGGGUGUCCUGACCAAGGAGUGCCGCAAGAAGGCCAAGCCGCGCAUCUUCUUCCUCUUCAACGACAUCCUGGUGUACGGCAGCAUCGUGCUGAGCAAGCGCAAGUACCGCAGCCAGCAUGUCAUCCCGCUGGAGGAGGUGACACUUGAGCCGCUGCCCGAGACCCUGCAGGCCAAGAACCGCUGGAUGAUCAAGACGGCCAAGAAGUCCUUCGUGGUGUCAGCCGCCUCCAUGACGGAGCGCCAGGAGUGGAUCAGCCACAUCGAGGAGUGUGUGCGGCGGCAGCUGCUGGCCACGGGCCGCCAGCCCACCACGGAGCACGCGGCGCCCUGGAUCCCCGACAAGGCCACGGAUAUCUGCAUGCGCUGCACGCAGACGCGCUUCUCGGCGCUCACGCGGCGCCAUCACUGCCGCAAGUGUGGCUUUGUGGUCUGCGCCGAGUGCUCCCGGGAGCGCUUCCUCCUGCCGCGCCUCUCGCCCAAGCCCCUGCGUGUCUGCAGCCUCUGCUACCGAGAGCUGGCCGCCCAGAAGCGCAAAGAGGAGGAGGAGGAGGAGGGCAGGGGGCCCCUGGGGCAGCCGGCUUAUCUGGCCGGGGCCGUCCUUGUGGCAUCCAGUGGGGAUGACGAUGACUCAGAUGAGGACAAAGAGGGUGAUGGGGAUGGCGACUGGCCUAGCCGCGUGGAGUUCUACGCCUCAGGCGUCUCCUGGUCAUCCUUCCACAGCUGACUCCAGGCCUGUCUGCAUCCAAGCAGGUGCAUUCCCCAGGCCCUCCAGGGAUUUGGAGCCCUGAGGACACUACCCCACGGGCCUUGCACAGUGGGUGUGGUGGUUUCUCUCCAGCCUCAUGCCUUUUGCUGGACAUCAGCUCCCCUCUAGUCCCGCUUCAGGCUGUCAUCUUUCCAUUAGCAAACCCCAGACACUUACCCCUUUGGAGAACAAAUGCUGUUUCUCAGCCCCGUUGGCUGUAGCUGAAGCUUCAGACAACCCCCUGAAUCAGACGAACCCUGGUACCCCGGGCAUAUUGGGGACCGACCAGAGGGGUCUGGAGCCCAGAGGGAAGACAGAGGACUGGAGUGCAGUGAGGCCCCCCAUCUGGACAAACACACCCCCAGGGUCGACCAUGAGUCCUAGGAAACCUCCAGGAAACCCAGGCCUACCCUCCCACCAUGCUGCAGCCCACCCACCUGCCCAGCUGAGCUGGCCAGUCUUCACCCAGAGUCACAUGCUUUGGGUGCCCCACGGCCCAGGGGACUACAGCCUGAGCCCCUGUGGCCCAGGGUGGCCUUCGGGGACUUUGCCCCAGCUCCUCUCUCCAGGGGUCAGGGCACCUCGGUCCUGUCAUCUCACAGCAGGUGGCAACAGCGGUGUUUCCUGUUAGCACUCCUGCUUGCAGGUGACAGAAACCCUCCUACAUCCAGUUAAUAACAAAGGAGGAUCAUUGACCCAGGUGGCCGGAAGGUGCAGAAGUGUUCCUGCUGGUCAGGGGCACGGACAGGGGCAUGGCUGGGACUAUCUCUCCCUCCUGGUCUUGCAGUUCUGCCGCCUUUCAUAUGGCCUCCAUUUUCUGCCCUUGUCACAGGGGCUGCAGCUCUGGGGUUUGCACUGUCAGGCGGGGGCUCAGCAGGGGAGGGACCGACUAUCUCCUGGAACCUUGUGGGCCCUGACCCCUGAACCAUCGCUGUGCCUGCGGAACUGCGAUGUGUGGAUUGGUCAGCCUGGAUCCUGGGCACCCUGCACAUGCUACGGGAGGAGAGGCCUCUGGUAGGAUUACUGCAAAAAAAAAAAAACUCGUUGCCAUUGAGUCAAUUCCAAC